CCGGACUGUCACAUGUGACAAUGACAAAAAAUACCACACGCCAAUUCGCCGCAGUACCACUGUCACACUUGUAGUUUUCCGUGAAAUUUUUUGGAACAGGCUAUGUCGUUGGGCAACGCGGGGCGAAUUGCUAUCUGUUGGACUGUUCUGACCGUUGGAGGAGUCUACGCCUUUGUGCUGUCGAAGAAAUCCGUGGAAACUCGUCGUUACGAGAGCAUGCAAGUUCGAGAACGCAUGCGAAAGGCCAACAAGGGAGACUACGAGACAACCGCCACGGACAGGCGAUUCGACUACUAGAUACUACUACUACUACUAGAUACAUCCCACUAACCGAAGCCCAUAACAGCAGCCAUGGCUCUGCCCCAGAUUAGUUCCGCCGACCAGGCCAAGUUGCAGCUCAUGCAGGAGAUGGAG
Molecule: messenger RNA, 414 nt
Organism: Drosophila ananassae
Lineage: Eukaryota; Metazoa; Arthropoda; Insecta; Diptera; Drosophilidae
Exons: 2
Coding region: 103-297 (64 amino acids)
Source: RefSeq, a predicted model, not a curated record